Molecule: messenger RNA, 2058 nt
Organism: Cryptosporidium muris RN66
Lineage: Eukaryota; Apicomplexa; Conoidasida; Eucoccidiorida; Cryptosporidiidae
Exons: 1
Coding region: 1-2058 (685 amino acids)
Biological process (GO): mRNA processing; primary miRNA processing
Cellular component (GO): nuclear body
Source: RefSeq, a predicted model, not a curated record
AUGUAUGAUCGUAGUCGCCGAGGCUCAAGCCCUUCAGUAGGGCACCACUACCAAGAUUAUACGGGAUCCUCGAAUGGUUAUCAAAACACAUCUGCACUUUCUAGCCAUUAUCAGAGCCAAGUGGAUAGUUCACACUAUAUACACAGUGAUAACAAUCCAGCUAUGACAUUUAAACAGUUUAUGAUGAACCAAAGUGACAACUUAUCACCAAGUGAACUCUUGGAUAUGUAUGAUAAAUAUCGGACAAAACAUGUGCAGAAAUACCAGCAACAGUAUUUAGAAAAUCACAAGUCUUUUGUAUUUAUUUUGGAAAGAUUCCAUCCUAUAUGGUUAAGGAAAGUAAUAGAUGAACGGCAAACAUUGGUAGAGAGACGUUUUAAUAUCUUUAAGGAUAAACUAGUUUCAGGAGAAUUGAAUAAUAUUGACAGAUCAGUAGACAAGUUAGAGUUCUCUUCAGUUCAGAUAAUUCAUAAUAAUACAUGUGCUGAUGUAAUAUUCACGAAUCCUCUAAAAGAUCGAGAGACUUGGAAUAUUUUGGGGAAAUGUCCGUUAUUCUCUACAGAUAUAGGGAUGUAUCUUCUAGUUUUAAGUGAUGUCCCCAUAAAUAUAUCAUUACUGGACAUUUUAAAUUUCUUGAAUAAUGACUUUCCUCAAAUUGGUGGUGGCACAGGUACGUGUCCUGGACUUAUAGAUGCAAGUCUAUCUACUCCUCGUUAUAUUCGUGGAGUAUUGAAUAGAUCUUGUUAUUUGCUAUUUGAUAGUAUGUGUAAUCGGAACACUGCAAUGGAAUUGUUGAAAGGUAAGACAAUUAAAGCUAGUGUAACUACUGAGAGUAUUGGGAGACAGUAUAAUAAAGAUAUAUACCCAGAUAAUAAUAAUGAGUUAAACGAUGAAGAACAAUUCUCCAACUUGAAUAAAUCUGCAAUUUAUGUUAUUCAAAUGAAGACUUGGGAGCUAAACACGACUUUAAGAUAUGGAAUUCUACCCAAAUUAUUUUCUAGCAAAGAGCAACUAAAUAGAGACUCCAAGUAUUUGUGGAAAAUAAUAGAUAAAUUUGAUUCAGACCAGAAUCUAUUCAAUGGAUUGAGGUGGGUACUUGAGAAUUUAUAUAAUGAAACAAUAUUCACAAUUGAACAGACAGUUGAUAUUCAAACACUUUAUCUACGAUUUGUCCAUGGUUUUGAUUAUUAUUCUCUUAUAACACCUAAUGUUUUCCAAUUUGGACCAUUUACAUAUUCACAACCUGAUCAAGAUCUUUAUUCCAAUAAGCUAAACCAAAAAGAUGACAAUCUUGUAGAUGGAGAUAUUUCUACACAAUAUGGAGUCUCCCAUUCUACUUCUGACUUGAACACGAAGAACUGUCUCUCUGAAUAUAUAAAUUACCUGAUAUUUACAAGAAGCUAUUUUGAACUAGCUGCAAGAAAUAAAUAUCGUGGUGGCUGGAUUAGAUCUUCAUCAGAAGGCAAUGGAGUUGAUAUUAAACAAACAACAGAUGACUUGGAGAUAUCCAAGAUAUUAAAGUACCUUGAAUAUAACGUUGACCGAAUAGUUAGAGCUGCACCACUAAUUAACAUGAUUGAAAAACCAAUAAUGGAUGAUGAUGAUCAGCUGAGUACACUGUGGUCUAGGUACUGUGAACAGCAUACGUUAAGAAAAAAAGCUGAUAGAUGGCAAUGUGGAAAGUGUCUUAAACAGUUUAAAGGUGAGCACUUUGUCCAUAAACACUUAGCUAAGAAGCACCGUGAUAGCUUAGAGACUAUUCGUGAAGAGAUAACAUUUGAUAGAAUAAUCAAGCCACUAUAUGAAAAAUUUUCUUUUUUGAUAAAUCCAAGUAAUUUAGAUGACUUUAAUGUAAAUCACAGUAGCCACAGAAGGGUAUACUAUCACCACGGAGGCUCUGGACAUAAACAAAGACACAAUAGGUUUCAGAAAUCCGCACCAUAUGAAAGACGACCUUACAGGGAUUGGGACUUACCUAAACAAACUCUAACCCUAAACUUCAAUACGUCGAGUCAGUCAAGUGAUCUGAGAGCUUCUAUUAAAUAUGAUGAUCUUUAG